This is a messenger RNA of Saccostrea cuccullata (small rock oyster), 582 nucleotides long. RefSeq lists its product as uncharacterized. The transcript has 5 exons. NCBI's taxonomy places the organism in Eukaryota, Metazoa, Mollusca, Bivalvia, Ostreida, Ostreidae. The coding region runs from base 16 to 582 and encodes 188 amino acids. The record is from RefSeq and is a predicted model, not a curated record.
CUAUAAUAUUGUAAAAUGUCUAAAAUGGAUCUUACUCUAUGUACCAGGUUGAUGUAUAUUGGAUACUUUUUAUUGCACUAUUUUCUAGUUUCUACAUCACAGAUAUGCGGAGGGAUAGGUGGGAAAACAUGUUGCAGUGGAUAUGUGUGGAACAAAGCAGUAAAUGAAUGCAUACCUUGUGCGAAAGGUUAUUUUGGUCACGAUUGCAAAUUCUCUUGCCCUCCACCAACAUUCGGUGUCAACUGCGAGUCCAUGUGUGAUUGUUCUGUUGAAAAAUGCCACCAUGUUUACGGUUGCAACGCUAAACAUACCACACCAUACACCUUAGAAUCAACUUCUACUCUGCUGACAUCCUCAGAAGUAUUUUCAUCUAGAAUUACACAUUCAGAAACUUCGACUGUAACAGAGCCUAGUCUGGAGACAACCCAGGAAGAAUCUGGAACACAAAUUGAUGCCAAAGAAGAAGUGCUACUGCUAUUUUUCUACACAAGCUCAAAAUUUUGUGAUGAACAACUACAAGGAACUACAGUCUUUGGAAACAUCAAGAUAGCUGAGCAGUCGAUCUGCAAGGAGACGCACUAG